Molecule: messenger RNA, 513 nt
Organism: Gongylonema pulchrum
Lineage: Eukaryota; Metazoa; Nematoda; Chromadorea; Rhabditida; Gongylonematidae
Source: the annotation of a GenBank genome assembly
AUGCUUCAAAAAGUUGUAACAAAAUUAAUAGAUUUUCAGAAUUCCUGGAAAAUUCAGUGGACAGACGACGAAGUUUAUUCGGUUCGUUUGGUUGGCUCGGAAAUUCUCGUCCACAAAUACAAUUCAUAUCAGAAGUACGAGUCAAAACUAGCUCUGCCAAAAGUUGAGAGCUGCUCACUGAGCUCCGGACUGGAACCUCAUCAUCUGGCUGUUUAUCAACAGGCCUCCGGUGGACAGCCGGCAGUUGUGCAAGUGCGAAGGUUAGACCACAAAUUUACAGUUGUGGCAAGCAAAACAUUUUUCCAAUGCGACAAAGUUGACAUGUCAUGGAAUUGCAAAGGAAGCGCUGUAAUAGUUCUGGCCAUUGUUGACGUGGACAAGUCGAACAAAAGUUACUAUGGUGAACAGAAUCUGUACCUCGUAGCAGUGAAUGGUGAUAGUUGUGCAGUACCACUGCAAAAGAACGGUCCUGUUUAUUGCGUGAAAUGGAGCCCACACGGGAAACAGUUCGCU